AGCACCACCUAAACUCAGCUCAGAUUUCAUUACACUGUGCAGUCAGAUAGGAAGCAACCAAGCAACUUUAAACAAUGUUCCUCUCCCUCCGUGGAAUUUACUUUGUGGUGGAGUUAUGAUGAAGAAUUUGGGAGUCUGUGGGAAAUUGAAAGUUUCACAAAGUGAGAAACUCAAGACCUGAGUAAGGAAAAGACACAACACCUGCGUCUUUGGAUCCUUUUGACUGCAUGAUCUGGAUUGCAGUGAAUUUUUAUAGGAAUAUAAUUGGCAUUGUGAAUAGGAGCAAUUCAGGAAUAUCUUCUUCAGCUGGAAUAAAAAUGUACCUUGGAUUUUUCACAGCAACAGUCUUCUAUAUUCAAUGGGGAUUCAUUUUGAUUGAAGGUUCACCUCAAGUCAGACUAACAGCACCACAACUGACUGUAUCUGACAAGCAGCGGGUCAUUGAAGUAAAUGGAACAUUCAAUGUCACAUGCAGGGGGCAGGCAUCCUUGAGCUGGUCUGGACCCAAUCAUCCUAAUGCUAUGAAAGGCAGACUAAACAUAACCAACUACAAGUGCCAUGACAAGGGGAAGUACUUUUGCAGUACCAUGUAUUUAAGGAAUGCUGAUCGCAACGAUACUGGAUACUACACUUGUAAAUAUGCCACUUCUGCAGCCAAUGAGAGCCGAAUCUAUUUAUUUGUUAGAGAUCCUCGAAAUCCAUUUGUGCAGCCUCAUCCCGAAUAUCCCAAAUUCAUAAAGCUGAACGAAAGCAGUGAGGUUGUGGUGAUCCCCUGCCGAGUCACAGCGCCAGACUUACAGGUCACCCUGCUGAUGAGAGACACUGAAUUAAAAACUGAUGGAGAAAAUACUACGUGGGAUCCUAAACAAGGUUUUGUCAUUCAAAAUCCUGAACGUGUUCGACAUGACAUGCUGCAGUGCAGGACCAUGAUUGAUAAUCAGCUCUUCACAUCCCACUACAUGAUACUUAUAGUAGUUGAAGGAACGAAAUAUGUUCAGCUUAACACGAGUUCACGAAUCAGGGUGCUGUCGGGUGCCACACUAUCCAUCAAAUGUCUGGCAAAGAUGGGUUGGAAUUCCAGACCUGAAUUUCAUUGGGAUUACCCUGCCAAAAUGACUGAUCGAACUGUUUUAAUUAGCAAAGCACGGGUAAGCACAGGAAAAACAUAUCAGAGCACUCUAACACUGAAGAACAUUCAGCCCAGAGACAAAGGAAACUACGUGUGCAAAGUCCAUAAUAAAAAUGUAUCAGAAAGCAAGACUAGGGUAAUUGUCAUUGAAAACCCUUUCAUUAAAGCAGAGUUCAAAAAAGAGAACCCUAUGCACGUAAAAUUUGGUCAAGGAUCUGUGAAACUGCCUGUGAAAGUCAACGCAUUCCCGCCUCCAGAAGUAUCCUGGUACAAAAAUGGAAAACUUAUUACACAGAACCAGACCUGUUAUGUCCAAGACCGCUAUGCAUUGAAAAUAAUGUACGUAUCAGAAAAGGAUGAAGGGAACUAUACUAUUUCAUUGAACAACAAGCUGCAUAACCUGCAUAAGAACAUUACCAUCACACUAAUAGUCUAUAAGGAUGAAAAACCAGAGAUUGCUGACAAAAAUGUGGCUUCCCCAGAGCAAAAGUUUUAUCACCUUGGGAAAAAAUACACACUGACCUGUACUGCUACUGGAACUCCAACUCCUGACUUUUACUGGGAGUGGCAGCCUUGCAAACCUACAGCAUCCACGUGUAAGCCGAGUAAUGAUGAGAAAAUUAACAUCUCAAAAACUGUGACAAGUCUGGGCAAUAGAAUUCAAAUUUUGCCUCAGAAAAGCAUGGUCUUGCAGAAUAAAACAAAGAUUGUGAGCAUGCUGACAGUGGUUGAAGGCAAAGUCUCAGGGAUUUAUUACUGUGUGGCUUCCAACAGAGUUGGCAUGGACAGAAGAGAAAUUAACUUCUAUAUUACAAAUCAGUCAGAUGCCUUGCAUCUUGAAGCAAAUGCUGAGACAUCACGGAUACAAGGAGACGAUCUAAAUCUCACCUGUCGAGUCAGAAAAUACUACGAAAAGGAGGUUUCAUGGUAUUACCAGUCAUUUGAGAAUUCCUCAGAGGUUCAACUGAAUCUCUUCACCCAAAGGUUUGAAGGAAACUACUCCACCUCAUUGGUUCUCAAUAUCAGAAAUGUGACGACAAACAACAGUGGAAUUUACAAGUGCAAAGCAAUAGACACGACUUGUGGGAACGAGUGCGAGAGGCAUACCACUGUUCACAUAGAAUAUAAAACUGCCCCAGUUCUGCAGAAAAACUUGACAAACUUGGAGGUCAACAGCAGCAAAACUGUGACCCUGAACUGCAAUGUCACGGGACAGCCCUCCCCUGUCAUCUCCUGGUACAAAAAUGGAAAACAGGUUCUUCCAGCUUCAGGCAUAUCUUUGGAAUCAGGAAGCAAAACUUUGAUCAUUGAGAGAGUCGAACAUGAUGAUGAAGGAGAAUACAAAUGCAAGGCAACAAAUGAGAAGGGAACGGUGGAAACCUCAGCAUACAUAUCGGUUCUAGGGUCUGAGGACAAGUCCAAUUUGGAGCUGAUAAUCUUGGUGUGCACUGGGGUAGCAGCCACACUCUUCUGGCUUUUACUCACACUUUUUAUCCGGAAACUCAAGAAGCCACGCAGUGCAGAUGUUAAAACUGGGUAUCUGUCAAUUAUAAUGGAUCCAGAUGAAGUGCCAUUAGAUGAGCAGUGUGAGCACUUCCAGUAUGACAGCAGUAAGUGGGAGUUUCCCAGGGACAGACUCAAGCUUGGCAAAACGCUGGGACUUGGUGCAUUUGGCAAAGUGGUGGAGGCAUCUGCCUUUGGGAUCGAUAAAUCAUCAACUUGUAAAACUGUGGCUGUAAAAAUGCUGAAAGAGGGGGCUACCGCCAAUGAGUGCAAAGCACUAAUGUCAGAGCUGAAAAUCCUUAUACACAUCGGCCACCAUCUAAACGUAGUGAACAUACUUGGAGCCUGUACCAAACCUGGAGGACCUCUGAUGGUAAUUGUGGAAUAUUGCAAGUAUGGAAAUCUGUCCAACUAUCUCAGGAACAAGAGAAAUGAUUUCAUUUUAAUCAAGUGUCAGAAAAAUGUCAGCCAGCCUGAGACACUCAGCGAUGAGACCAGCCCUGAUAUCAUGGAAAGCACAAAGCGUAGACUGGAGAGUGUGGCGAGCACAGGAAGCUCAACAAGCUCCGGAUUUGUUGAAGAUAAGAGUUACAGUGACACGGAAGAGGAAGAGGAAGAUACUGAAGACCUCUACAAACGGCCCCUAGCCAUGGAAGACCUGAUUUGUUACAGUUUCCAAGUCGCAAAGGGCAUGGAGUUUUUGGCUUCAAGGAAGUGCAUCCAUCGGGACCUGGCAGCACGAAAUAUCCUCUUGUCCGGAAACAACGUUGUGAAGAUCUGUGAUUUUGGCCUGGCUCGUGAUAUUUACAAAGAUCCAGAUUAUUUGCGAAAGGGAGAUGCCCGGCUCCCGCUCAAAUGGAUGGCACCAGAAUCCAUAUUUGAUAAAAUCUACACAACUCAGAGUGACGUUUGGUCUUUUGGAGUGCUGUUGUGGGAAAUAUUUUCCCUAGGCGCCUCUCCAUAUCCAGGAGUCCAGAUAGAUGAAGAAUUCUGCCAUAGGUUAAAAGAAGGAACAAGGAUGAAACCCCCUGAAUAUUCUACUCCAGAAGUCUAUCAGACAAUGUUGGACUGUUGGCUUGAAGAGCCCGGAGAAAGGCCCACCUUCAGUGAGCUGGUAGAACAGCUGGGAAAUCUUCUGCAGGCCAAUGUCCAGCAGGAUGGAAAGGAUUACAUUCCUUUGAAUAUUACGCUGCAAACAGAUGGCGAUUCAAGCCUCUCCUCUACAGACCCCAGCCUCACAGAAGAUAUAGCAAACCCAAAAGUUAAUUACAGUUGCACAGGAAACAUUGGGCUCAACUGCAAUAAUCCAAAGAAGAGGCCACUGAGUGUGAAAACAUUUGAUGAGGUUCCUGUAGAAAAUAAGACUACUGUGAUACAUGAGGAAGGAGAAACAGAUAGUGGAAUGGUGCUGGCUUCCGAUGAACUGAAGCGUUUGAAGCACAUAGAAACCAAAGCCUGCUCUUUUGGUCUAAUUACAUUAGCAAAGAGAGCUGUCAGUAAAAGCAAGGAGUCUGUAUUGUCUGAGGCAGACAACCGUGCCAACCCAUUCCAGCCCAACAUGUGUAAUACAGAGGAUGAGGGCCUGGAUUUUGCACUUGAAGAUUCAGUUCUGUUGCCAAUGGACCAGACGCUGGAAUGUCACAGCCCGCCACCAGAUUACAACUCUGUCAUUCGUUAUACCACUCCACCAGUUUGAAUAAACUGACAUUUCUGACCACAACCACAUCACAGCUGCAGCCCCCCGAGGACUAUACAGCAGCACAAUGUCCUGAAAAUUGUUAACUGAACUAUUGUUUGGUUGGACGAAACUAGAUUGAGCAGUGGGCUUGAAAACUACCACAACAAUUAAUGUUAAAAUCACAGUAUUCAAUCACUACAAAAUACACCUGCAGGUAACUCUUAAAAGAAACCACUCACCCAAUCCCACCACCAAAACCAAUUAUUGCACAUUGUUAUUACUGUGCCUGGAUCUGGAAGUAGUGUGUGAUUGCAGUUGUAGUCAGUGAAUCAUCUUGCCAUGGUGAAAACAUGUCCAAUGAUUCCAGUGAGUCAUGGGAAUGUCACUAAAACAAAAAAUGGAUUCUUCCUGCAUGAAAAUCAGAGUGAGUGGCUGAAAAAUGAAUUAGUCUAUACUCAGCAAAGAUUUUAACAGAUACAUUUUAUGAACCCCAUCUUCUUCCGCUAUUUUAGCAUCUGCAAAAUUUUUGUUUAACUGCUCAGAUUCCUUUGUUUGAAUGAGUUAUUGUUCUAUACUUUCCAAUGUUCAGCUUCAUUUAUUGUCCAAACCAUAUUAAUAUCUUUCUCUGACCCUAGCAGCUCCACCAGAAGGUGGCCUGAUCCAGUACCAUCUCACAGUUGCUUACCUUCUUAACAGUUGACCAAAUUGGCCUGCUGUAUCACAUGGCAAUGUGAUCAGCUGUCACUGAAAUAAUGAAUACUAGAAGAGGUAUGUGAAACCAAUGGACUACACUGUUGCCUUAAUAAUCAAAGGUGCCUGACAAACAGGUCGGGAGUUCAGUUCACAGUAUCUACAUCCCUCAACCAGUUGAAAAUAAACUCACCCUCCAAAUGAAAUACAUUUUACAGGAGUGACCCGGUCCAUUUCAUCAGCAGAUCUGGUUCCUUCUGCUUGAUUCAUGACUCAGCAAAUAGUGCACAAUAAUUGCAUUGUCCAUGAUAACAAAGAGCUAAGUGACACAGGGUGCCACUUAGUGAAGGAAGAAACUUAGAAAAGGUAAUUUUAGAGGAAAUAUGGAAGAAAAAAAAUAAAAAGAUGGCUAAUUUAAAACAUUAAAAAAAAUUUUGCCAGUUACAGACUGUUAAAUUGACCCUGCAGAAUCUCAGCGAGAGAUUAAGAAAUGCAAUUAUAUCAAUUCAAGCAUGAUAAAUUUCCAUUUUGAUCUAUUUUCAUAAACGUGAAAAUAUUAUUUCACAAUAAAAAAAAUCAAUGCAUAGCUGAGGCAAGUAAUUAAAAUUCAAUUAAUCCACAUCCAGUUGUGAACUGCGAAAACUACAGCCAUUUAAGCUGUGGGCUCUUGUUUGCAAGCUCUUUAAACAGCAAAUACAUACACAAAGUGGCACAAUCUGAGGAUGUGCAGUGUAUAAUGACAUUCUGGGUACAUUCCAAAUAAACAUCACUGAUGGCAUUCAAACAAUCCAACAAACUCUCAUUUUCCAUCAGUUAUGUUUGUUCUUCAUGGAACUUCAGCAAAGUUUCUUCCUUUACAUUGGAUUGUUAACCAUGCAUCAAUCCCUCUCAAACACCCCCAACCCCACUACCUGUGCACAUUGUGACACCGAUAUCACAUCCUCAAUAAGGUUUGCUCUAACCUCUUAAUUAUGUUCUGUGCAAUAUUUCCACUUGAUCAGUCCCUAAUCCCAAACCAGUUAUGAUGUAUUGGGUUGUUCCUACGAUCAUUUGGUGUGGGCAUAUAAUGUUUAACCAUGUUGGUCAAAGCACAUAUAUAUUUUUGGAGAAAACAUUGACCUCUCAAAGUGAGAACAAGAGUGCCAAAUGCUUCAGAAGCAAUAAAAUUGCCCUUGAAUAAAAUUUCCCUCAAAAGAACAAGUGAUCUCAGGAGUGAGAUCUUCCCUGUUUUCAGUGACUGCUACCUCCAAGCAUCAGGCCCAGCAACUGCAAGGUCAUCGAGCUGGUUAAGCAGUAAUUCUCUUCAUAUGUUUCCAAUGACACAGAAGGAAGCUAUUGGCCCAUUGGUCCUUGCCUGCUCCCAGGGGAGCAAUGCCAUCGGUCCCAUAUUUCCUUGCCUUGUUUCCUUGUAUCCAUACAAAUUUUCUCUCCCACACAUCUCAUCAACUCCCCUUUGAUUUUCACACAGGAAAUCUGAAACAAUUUAUAGUUACUAUUUCUAACCAUUAUACCAAACAUUAAAUACAUAUGAAAACAUAAAUAGAAGCUAAAAUAUCAUAAAUGUAUUAAUAUAUUUUGUAAUUUUAAAAUCACUUUGCUUAGAAAUUUAUCCCUGGUGAACCAGACACCAUAUAGUAGUGGCUGUACUGUGUCCUCUGCCACUGAAAGCCUCACCUAAUGGAAAAUGCUGCUGCCACUGCACAGUGCAUUUGAUAUUAUCAACUGGGGAUAAAAUUUUAGGCAUAUAUUUUGAAAUAUUAAUGUAAGUAAAUUACAAUACGUAUACAUAUUAUCAGUUUUUUUUUAAGUCCACAUACUUCAUUAAGCAGUAAUUAAUGGUUUGCAGUUGAAAACUCACUUGAACCUUGUGUAGCUAAGUAAGAUUUUCAGGAUAUUUUGUGAGACUACUUCAAAAAUGGCUUAAAGUCACAUCACUCCAAGUGAUUAUAGGUUAACUAGAGUGGAGAAGAGGUUUGAAAUAGAACAGUUAGUGAAGAUGUGCUGGGUUAUUGACAGUAAUGUCAGAAUUUCUGUAUUGGGCUACAAAUGUGUGAAAAUCUUAAAGCUCUUGUCAAUUUUGUAGUGUAACAAUGAUAGUUUUACUGUCAACGUCACUGCAAAAUUCAACCAACCUACUUAAGUAAUAAUAACUUGUUCAGGGAUAACACUAAACCUCGAGUAAUACAAAACAGAAGGAAUGAAAUCAAUCAACAAUGGUAUAAUAUGUCUGAGUAUUUUACCUAACAGGUAUUUUACAUAUUGAAUUUUCUAAGGAAUAUCAAAGAAUUUGAAUAGUGCCCUCAUGUAUAACAGGGUUAUUAUUGGUCAUUAACAAUUAAACAAGGGGACUGUACCUUUUCCCCAAAUAUCAUUACUUCUUUCUCCAUCUUUAAGUAGUUGUUAUACUUGGUAUAGGAAUAAAACUAAUCUGGGUCUUCUUGGGAGAGGUGGUGGCGGGAGUAGGAAACAGACAACAACAAUGAAAAUUAUCUUAACUUUUUUUCCUUUCCAGAGCGUUUUUGAAUUUGACAUAUUUUAUCCAACUGAUUGGUUUUAUUCCUUUCCUUAUAUUCUACCACUGCAAGUAUUUAUUUAAAAGCAACCUUACUAAAUUUAACUACACCUAAUGUUAUUAAUAUAACUCCAAUGUUGAUUUUACAAAAGCAUCAAACUAAAAUAUCAAAAAUCUGUUAAAAUUAGUUAUUAAUACAAAAGUGAUUUCAAUAUUAAUAAACAGACCAUACAUUCUCAAUAUUAAUAAACAGAUCAUACAUUCUAAAGCAUCUCUAAUCCUGAAUUUAUCCAUUUCAUAAAGCAAUCUGGCAGCCACCAUUUUUAGGUCUUUUCAUUAAAUGAUAUACUCAAAGCCUAAACAGAAUUUUUAUGGUUGUAAUAAACCUAUAAAUUUAUAUCAAUAUUUAGAGCAAGUGAGGUCUCAGGUAAUCAAUGUUUGCUGUAUUCCUUUUUCUAAACCUUACACUGGCACUUACUGUAGCAAAUAACAAGUAACAAUCCAAACCAUUCCAAGUAUAUUAAGGACUCCCAGUAAUUAUAGAUGGCAUUUUUCCAAAUUAAAAGAAAUAAAGGAUGCUACAGCCUAAAACAGGGAAUAUUUUGCUUACUGUGAAUAUAUUGUGCUAUAAAAGGAGACCUGGAGUGGAGACUUUUCAUUAAUGUUUGGAGAAAACAGUAAAAGAAUAUUAUGAUUCACCACAACUCCCAGGAUGCUGGAAAUCCCAUAGCUGCCAGUGGAUCUAUUGUGAAUGUUACAAAUAAAAUAUACUCAGUAUUGCUUGUAAAGUACCAUAGUAUAUAGUCAUAAAUUUAGAUGCUCUAUAUUUUGUAUAGAUGGGUAAUGGAACAAAAGAACA
Molecule: messenger RNA, 8371 nt
Organism: Pristis pectinata (smalltooth sawfish)
Lineage: Eukaryota; Metazoa; Chordata; Chondrichthyes; Rhinopristiformes; Pristidae
Product: vascular endothelial growth factor receptor kdr-like
Biological process (GO): multicellular organism development; protein phosphorylation; positive regulation of kinase activity
Cellular component (GO): signaling receptor complex
Molecular function (GO): transmembrane receptor protein tyrosine kinase activity; ATP binding
Source: RefSeq, a predicted model, not a curated record